Messenger RNA from Penaeus chinensis, 2174 nucleotides. RefSeq names its product leucine-rich repeat extensin-like protein 5. Bases 36 to 2174 code for a protein of 712 amino acids. The record is from RefSeq and is a predicted model, not a curated record. NCBI's taxonomy places the organism in Eukaryota, Metazoa, Arthropoda, Malacostraca, Decapoda, Penaeidae. The transcript is spliced from 3 exons.
CAAGAAAUCGACACGUCCACAGUAACUUUAAAACCAUGGCAAGCAGCCCUUGGAGGAUCUACCUCCCUUUAAUUCUUCUCCUUUCUCUUCAUUUGGCGUUCUCUGAAGUUCCCCUUGUAUCAUCUUCAUCCUCAACUUCCCUCGAUCCCUCCCUUUAUCACGAGACACCUCUGCCGUCUGUUCCGCAACCUUCGCUUGUAUCACACCCUGAUGCCCUACCAGAAUCCGAAAUCACUCCACUGGCAGCAGAUCCUUCCGAAUCUAUUUCAGUCCCGCUCGGCUUUCUCGUUUCUACAAAGGGAGGGCAUGGUCUUUUAAACGCCACUUUAACGACAUCUGCAAAUUCUACUCAUAUGGCUCUUGUCCCAUCUAACAACCCUGUCUCAAGUUCAGAGACCCUUCCAGUAGCCAGUGUCACGCAAAAAGGAGAUGACUUCACAGAUUAUACUGUAACGGGAUCCAGCCUCCCUGACGUAAGUGCAUCUAUGGGAAAUGACACAUUCAACACCUCUUUCAUAUUUCCUCUUCUUUCGACUCCUCCCAAUGUUAUCUCAAGAUCAUCCGAAAUAAUUCUACCAGUCCUGACGAGCAAAGCGUCCACGGCCUCAGCGACUACCUCUACCUUCUCACAGUUACGACCUCUGGCUCACACCUCUAUGCCCUCAUUAUCAGUAAAAACAGAAUAUUCUUCCCCAAUUAGCUAUCGGCAGGACGCUGUUACGAGUGUAACUCAUCCUCCGUACGUUAUUGGGAAUUCUUCUCAGUCUUCUCAAAAAAACUUAUCUACAAAUGAGUCUCUCUUUCAUGUUCAGUUAUCAAAUAUUCCCGCCGAUAAUUCCGCAAACCAGACGCACUCUUCUACACAGCGUGACAUCCAAAGGCCUGUGACUCCCCUGCCAUAUUCGCUGCGUUCACCCGUCAUUAAACAGCUCGAUCCUUCGCUACCUUUCAAUAACCAACUCGAUCCUUCUCCAACUGCUUUUAAGCAGCUCGAUGCUUCUCAAUCCGUCUCUAAGAAGUUCGAUCCUUCUCUACCAUUCAUCAACGAGCUCGAUCCUUCUCCACCCGUAUUUAAGCAACUCGAUCCUUCUCGGCGGCUGGUCUUAUUACCUGCAACACCUUCACCUGUUGCUUCGUCUCGAUUACCUCCGGUUUUCUACUCUCCUCCUCCUCUUCCUCCACUCCCACCCACCCCGUCGCCUCUGACAUCACGGCCCGCCCCCUUUACCAUAGCCAAAGCCACGCUGCCACGGUCUUUCUCCCCUACAACCUCUGAGAGACCUUCAACGGCACCCGAUCCAACGACCACCCCAACGCCAAACCCUCUGGAUAUGCCACCGCACGUUCUUUCUCUGUUCCUUUUCCUUCUUUCCCCAACGCCUCCCCCUCUCCCUUCAACGUCCAACUCUUCCACGGCGCUGCCUCCUGUCUCCGCACUCCAUCGCAUCCUCUCUCCAGCCAACGCGUUUUCCCAGGGCUGCGUGCCUCCUGAGGGCGUCUUGAGAGGACGCUACUCCUUGAGCCUGACGCCCCAAGCAGGCCUGCAAUACGGUGUGUUCUUGGCGUCCGUGCCAGCUCUAGACCAGUUCACCGUGUGUAUGAGGUUCCAGGUGUUGACUCUGGCCCGAUCACACUUCCUCUUUUCUUACGCUGUGCAGGGCCAGGACAACGCCAUUCUGGUGUUUGUCAGCCCGGGAAGCAAACCCGGUCUCGGCUUCUACGUAAACAAUGUCCGGAUGAAGGCGAACGCAGACAUACGUGUGCGCACGUGGUAUAGCAUGUGCGCCUCGUGGCUCUCCGACCAAGGGGAAUACGCCAUAUACCUUAAUGGGGUGAAGAUAAAAAAAGGAAUUAAAAAGUGUCCCGGCUGUGAGGUCGAGAGCGGAGGGAUAGCGGUGUUGGGUCUUGAGCAGGACCGUCCUGGGGGAGGCUUCAACCCAGGACAGGUAACCCACGGACACGUAACCAGCUUACACGUGUGGAACAAAGCCCUUCAUGACACCUUCCUUCAUCCCUAUCUUUGCUGCUCUUCUGGCACAGCGGAAGUCGAAACGUCUCAGGUCGCCUGCGAGGUCGCCAAUUCAACGCUGACCUCCCACAGCAAGCGUGUUAUCGAGUGGGGUGUGACUCCCAUGGCAGUUAUGGGCGGCGCUUUAUUUGUUCCUUAUGAUUAA